Cavia porcellus (domestic guinea pig) is the source of this 2822-nucleotide messenger RNA. It is a transcript of the gene Tmem214, whose product is annotated as transmembrane protein 214. The transcript is spliced from 17 exons. Gene Ontology annotation, cellular component: Golgi apparatus; endoplasmic reticulum. The coding region runs from base 38 to 2122 and encodes 694 amino acids. NCBI's taxonomy places the organism in Eukaryota, Metazoa, Chordata, Mammalia, Rodentia, Caviidae. The record is from RefSeq and is a predicted model, not a curated record.
GCGGGGGGUGGGAGGGUAGGGGCGCAGGGCUGGAGCCAUGGCGACCAAGGCGGCGGGCGAGGGGCGAUGGGAGGUGGUGAAGAGGGGACGGCGCCCGGGGGCCGGCGCUGGUGGGCGCGGUGGCGGCGGCGGCGGGCGUGGCGGCGGCGGCGGCGGGGAUCGCAGGGCGCUCGGAGAGGCGAACGGAGUGUGGAAGUACGACCUGACCCCUCCAAUCCAGACCACCAGCACCCUUUAUGAGCGGGGAUUUGAGAAAACCAAGAAGCAACAGAAUAAGGAACAGGUUCCACCUCCUGCUGUGGAGCCUAAGAAACCAGCAAAUAAGAAGCAACCAAAGAAGGUGGCAGCUGUCACCAGCCACAAUCAGAAGCAGAGCAGCUUCCGCAGCCUGGAGGAAGCCCUGAAAAUGCUGGACGUGGCAGCCCUACAGAAGGAACUGGACAAGAGCCAGAGCGUGUUCACUGGGAAUCCCUCCGUGUGGUUGAAGGACCUGGCCAGCUACCUCAACUACAAGCUCCAGGCCCCUCGGAGUGAGCCCACACUCAGCCAGCACCCUCACGAUUAUCCCUACAGUCUGGUGAGCUGGGAGCUGCGUGGGAUCAUCCAAGGGCUCCUGACGAAGGCACCGGCGUCGCUGGAGCUGUUUUUUGACCACUGUCUGUUCACCAUGCUGCAGGAGCUGGAUAAGACACCAGGGGAAUCACUACACGGUUACCGCAUCUGCAUCCAGGCCAUCCUGCAGGACAAGCCCAAAAUUGUCACCGCAAGCCUGGGCAAGUUCCUAGAGCUGUUGAGGUCCCACCAGAGCCGACCAGCGAAGUGCCUGACCAUCAUGUGGGCCGUGGGGCAAGCGGGUUUCACCAGCCUCACUGAGGGACUGAAAGUGUGGCUGGGGAUCAUGCUGCCUGUGCUGGGCAUCAAGUCUCUGUCUUCCUUUGCCAUCACAUACCUGGACCGGCUGCUGCAGAUCCACCCCAACCUCACCAAGGGCUUCGGCACAAUUGGCCCCAAGGACUUCUUCCCGCUCCUGGACUUUGCCUAUAUGCCCAACAACUCCCUGACGCCCAGUGUGCGGGAGCAGUUGUGUCGGCUGUACCCCCGACUGAAGGUGCUGGCAUUUGGAGCAAAACCAGAAUCUACGCUGCACGUCUACUUCCCCUCCUUCCUGUCCAGAGUCACCCCUAACUGUUCCUCUGAGAUGAAGAAGGAGCUCCUGAGCAGCCUGACCCAGUGCCUGACUGUGGACCCCCUCAGUACCAACAUCUGGAAGCAGCUGUACCCCAAGCACCUACCACAGUCCAGCCUGCUGCUGGAACACCUUCUCAGGUCCUGGGAGCAGAUCCCCAAGAAGACGCAGAUGUCUUUACAAGAAACCAUUCAGUCCCUCAAGCUUACCAACCAGGAGCUGCUGAAGAGGGGCAGCGGGAACACCCAGCAAGUUGCCACGUGUGACACGGCCUGCAAGGGCUUGCUGCAGCGGGCCCAGGGCCCCUGGCCAGCCUGGACCUGGCUGCUGCUACUGCUGCCCAUCUUCGCUGUGGGUGUCCUGAGCCACGACUUCUGGUCUCACGGCUCUUUCCAGGCCUCUGUCACUGGCCGGGUGCUUCAGUUGUCUGGUCUCCUGCCUGCUGGCCAACAAGUGUGUGCCAAACUCUACGCCUAUGGCCUGCAGGCCUACAGCUGGUUAGAAGAAACGUUGCCGGCCUGCAGCUCUUACCUGCUCGCGGUGGUGUCGCCCAGCUUGCAACUGGCCUGGGCCCACACCAGCUCCGCAAUCAGCUUCCUCUCUGCCCACUGUGCCUCCCACCUGGCCUGGCUCAGUGACAGCCUCGCCAGCCUCUCUCAGAGGAUCCAGCUUCCUGAUGCUCUGUACCAGCUGCUACACUACCUGAGGGAGCUGCUCCUGCUUGUGUACCAGAGCGUGCUGCUGCCAGCAUGGCACCUGCUGCUGGAGGCCCUGGCCUGGGCCCAGGAGCAUGUCCAUGAGCUGUGCAGAGGUGAAGUGACAUGGGACUGUGUGAAAACCCAGCUCAGCGAGACUGCCCAUUGGACCUGGCUCUGCCUACAGGACAUCACAGUGGCUUUCUUGGACUGGGUACUCACCAUGAUAUCCCAGCAGUAGACCCUGCCCCCUGGCCACCGGUUCCUGUCAUCAGCAGGCCAUCUGAGACUGCCGGAGGACAGAUGGUGGCAGCUCUGUAUUUGGUACCUGAGUUUCAUCUCCUGGUGGUCGCCCAGAGACCUCUCAGCCUCCCACCGCGAGCCCCCUGGGACACUUGUCAGGCCCACUGCAGAGCUCCAGCUCCGUCUUCGGCUGGCAGCCUCUCAGGACUCUUGCCUCUUGCCCUCCACUUCCCUCGUCUCCUUCCUAAAGCCCCAACAGCUCAUCUCCAAAAUGGUGAGACUCAGCAAAUUUAUCAGCCUCCUCUUCGAAUUCUUGGUCAUGAAUUUAGCCAUAGCAGAACAAGGUGAGGCCCACCCAAAGGAUCCACCACGACAUAGCCAGCAGGAGCUUCUCCUGAGCCUUCUGCCUGGUUGUGGGGUCACUGGAUGAGGGGCCUUGAAACACCCAGCACAGGCACUGUGAGGGCCUCGCCGCCCCCCUCUAUCGGAGUCCUUCUUCAUCUGUCCUUUCCCCUCAGUGAAGGGCUCUGUCACAGGCUCAGUGGUCUUCACCGUCCCCUCCACCGUCCGCGUGGAGAGCACAGCCUGACCCUGAACGCUCAGGCCAGAAGCCUCACAUCAGCCUGCUGAGCCCAGAGGUCAGCAGGUGGCUGGGGUAGGGCGGCCUGAGUGGAAUAAAGACACAGAUUUGCUUUCUA